Messenger RNA from Alternaria hordeiaustralica, 429 nucleotides. RefSeq lists its product as uncharacterized. Bases 1 to 429 code for a protein of 142 amino acids. The transcript has 2 exons. NCBI's taxonomy places the organism in Eukaryota, Fungi, Ascomycota, Dothideomycetes, Pleosporales, Pleosporaceae. The record is from RefSeq and is a predicted model, not a curated record.
AUGAUGGACAUCACAAACAAGUCCAGUAUAUCAGUGCAGAAUGAGAAGCAUCAGAGCACCAUCAAGAUCAUUCUGCUCGUCACUCAGCGCCAUAACAUGGCAUCCAAAAACCUCAGCUACCCACCGGAGAAGGCCGCCGUCAUCAACAAGCUUUCUCAAGCCAUCAAAGCGUUCGACACCAGCGUUCCCGCCUCUUUCCAGGAGCAUCGCCGCUACCUGUACCUGCUUGAGCGCCUCAGAAACGAGAUAACCGACCAGGUUAAUGAAUGGAAGGGACAAAACCCUAAUGCUCCACCCUACAAGACCUUCAGGCUUGGGGUUGACGCCGAGUUAGACAUACCGGUUGAUCCUUACCAGGAGACACCACCUCCGAAGGCGGAACUCUGGACGCCGAACCAAACUUGCCCAGAAUGCGGGAAGCCUAGAUAG